UUUCGCUUUUCGCCCUCCCGAAGUCGUCACUGAACUUCCGUUCCUGACAGCAACUUCAGUAAGGGGACAGAUUUUCAACUUGCCCUAUUUCAUGGAUUUCUUUCAGCCAUAGCAGGAAAAGCUGCCAUACCCAUGGACAAUGCUCUUCAGAAAAUAUCCGACUUACUGUGAUCGUUUACGGCAGGACAUGGCAUUCCUAACGAGCAACGGCAGGCUGAGCGAGCAGCUGGUUGACAAAAUUAUCCUUCAGCUGAACAGAGUUUACCCUCAAAUUCUUACCAAUAAAGAAGCAGAAAAGUUCCGAAACCCCAAAGCUUCUCUUCAUAGUCGGCUGUCAAACCUAAUAGCCCACUUGCAGAAGGAAGGCGACAAACCAUGUCAAGAAUUCUACCGUGCUUUGCAGAUCAAUGCUGAACAGCUGUAUAACAACUUGCCAAGCAGAAGAAUUCUAAAAACCUCAGAUUCCACAGGGAUAAACCCUGAGAAGGAGAAAUGUAUUCUAAAUGACAGGGGUCCUACAUUCUUCCUUGCCUGCUUCAGCAUCGCCGCAGGAUUAGCCUUCUACAUGUAUUGCUGUAACUCAGAUUCAAAAGUCCUAGGAGGAGCCAAGAAGAUUCUGGGGUUUUCUCCAAUCAUCAUAGGAAGACACGUUAGGAAUAUUUGUAUGUUGUACAUGGAAGACGCACCAAGAAAGAAAUAAGAAUAAACUGGCACACCAGUCUAGCAUGAAAUUUUCCUGCCGGCGGAAGGGCUACAUUGUCAAAAGAUAUGCUAUUUUCUUAUACCAAAGAUAUAACUAACCUGUGGCUUCAGCAGUGUAUAUUUGCUGCUUCCAAGGGCUUUUAAAGGGUCAGCUAUAUAUGCCUUUUACUUGUGGGAGUGGAUGUUUUUAUUUUUUGUACAAGCUUAAACUAUUUAUCACUUGAAUUAAAAAAAAAAGAAUUUUUAAUGCAAGCUUUUAAACAUGUGCCCUCAGUCAUUGCAAAGUCUUAAAAGUCCUCCCAUGUCCUGUAUUUGUAUUCUAUUCUGGUCUAGAGGCACACCGAAAAGUGAUUCCCUCUGCAAGAUGGGCAGAGAGCUUUU
Molecule: messenger RNA, 1083 nt
Organism: Lacerta agilis (Sand lizard)
Lineage: Eukaryota; Metazoa; Chordata; Lepidosauria; Squamata; Lacertidae
Gene: CARD19
Product: caspase recruitment domain family member 19
Exons: 6
Coding region: 140-700 (186 amino acids)
Biological process (GO): regulation of apoptotic process
Cellular component (GO): mitochondrion
Source: RefSeq, a predicted model, not a curated record